This is a messenger RNA of Arabidopsis lyrata subsp. lyrata, 1562 nucleotides long. RefSeq names its product wall-associated receptor kinase-like 6. Gene Ontology annotation, cellular component: membrane. The record is from RefSeq and is a predicted model, not a curated record. Lineage: Eukaryota; Viridiplantae; Streptophyta; Magnoliopsida; Brassicales; Brassicaceae. Gene Ontology annotation, molecular function: protein serine/threonine kinase activity; polysaccharide binding.
AGUGUUCUACCAAGAAAGCAUAAUGAGCAGAGAGAGCUUUUCCAUAUGUGCCCUGCUCUCUCUUCUGGUUCUGCUGAUCCAUUGUUCGAUUGCAGCAACUACUCAAGAUCUCACGGUCUUGAGUUCUUGUCAAAGCCAUUGCGGGUAAAUAGCGAUUCCAUAUCCCUUUGGAAUUGGUAAAGAUUGCUAUCUCGACAACAACGAGUGGUAUGAAGUUAUCUGUAACCGAACCUCAGGAAACCCUGUGCCAAUUCUUAAUAGUAUCAACAGAGAACUGGUGAAUAUCUCUCUGCCGGACGACUCAAGCGAUUCCUUUGGGCUAAUCCGAAUCAAGAAUCCGGUAACUUCAUCUGGCUGUUCCAAUAUGGAAGAACUCAGCUUGGUUUUGAAUGUGACCAGAAGCCCAUUCUUCCUCACCGGCCAUAAUACUCUAGUAGCAGUUGGUUGUAACAACAAGGCCUCGAUGACGGAUGUUAAGCAGCAGAUAGGAGGAUGCGAGUCUACCUGCGACCUUUGGUUUGGUCAGAGAGGGCAGAACACAAGCUGCAACGGCUACAGAUGUUGCCAAGCGAAGAUACCCUCUGACCGUCUGCAACAGAUUGGCAUCAAGAUAGAGAGCCUUGAUGUAACACAACGAAAUCAGCUGGAUGCAGAUGAGGCAUAUUCUCCUUUAAAUAUAACCGAACCAGAGUUGUUUUACGAUAAGGGAUAUGCAACAGUGGAGUUAGGUUGGUUCAUAGAUAGGUUACACAAUAUGUCCGUUAUACUGGGGUUUGCUAUUCAAUUACCGAGGGUACACACGGUUGGAGUUACAGUAACUAUGAAGCUUGCAUUUGUAGAUAUGGUAAGUACUUAGAGCGAAGCUAUAGAAGCUGCAGGUGUAACAGUGGUUACAGAGGGAAUCCAUAUCUCCCGAGUGGAUGUACAGAUAUUGAUGAGUGUGAAGAAGCCAAAGCUGAAGGGCGAAACCAUUGUGGGAAAGGGUAUGAUUGUGAGAAUAUACCAGGAAACUUUAGUUGUCAAUCCAACAAAAACAAAAGACUAGCCAUCAUUCUUGGUAAGCUACCGAUCAUCGUGGCUAUGCGAUAUGUUAACAUGUAUAGAUAACCCAAUAAAACGGAUUUGGCUUUUAAUGUGUUUCUUUUGUGAUGUGUAAGUAGUAGUCUAGGCUUUGGCUUGUUGUUUUUUGCCAUUGGAGCAUGGUUGUUGUAUAAGUUUAUCAGAAAGCAAAGGGAGAUAAAGCGGAAGAAGUUCUUUAAGCGAAAUGGAGGACUAUUGCUGCAACAACAGUUGGUUUUGAAUGAAGGCAACAUUGAGAAUACAAGAGUAUUCAGCUCGAAAGAAUUGGAGAAAGCCACAGAAAACAAGAGUAUUGCAACAUAGAAGAUCCUUGGAACGUUUUUACUGAUUCUUCCUCCAACAUCACCACCAGAGACCACUAUUAUUGGAACCGUAUCAUUUAAAAUAUUGGUGUUAUUCGAUUUGUUUAGUUGUAUGUGUGUUGUUUUAUCCGGUUUGGAGAAGGUUAUAUUGAAUAACAAGAACCACAAACAUUUAUCAAC